AUGUCAAACAUGGACAGUAUUGGCCAGGCAAAGCCUCAUGCUGAAGAAGCAGAGAUAGUGAAGCCAGGACCCUUGCAUCAGCUCCCACUCCCGGCUGAACUAGCGUCUUUGGAGAAUGAUGAACUCGAGAGCCUGGAGAAGGGCUUAGUGCGCAAAUUGGAUACCUGCUUACUUCCAGCUGUAGUUAUUCUUUUCUUGAUGAAUAUUCUCGACCGAAACAACAUUGCAAAUGCAAAGGUCGCCGGCUUACCAAAGACGUUGGGAAUAACAAAUACCCAGUACAACACUUGCUUAAUGAUUUUCUAUGUUGGCUAUAUUAUCACUCAGCUUCCGUCCAAUCUGAUCAUUACGAAAGUCAAACCCUCAGUCUAUAUUGGUGUUGUGACAUCGGCAUGGGGUGUGGUCUCCAUGUGCCAGGCCUUCACGCACAAUUUCGCCGGGCUGUUCAUUUCUCGCUUUAUACUGGGUCUCGUUGAGGGACCAUUCUUGCCUGGGGUAUUCUUCCUGAUGUCUUGCUGGUACAAGAGAUCCGAAUUGCCUCCCCGUAUCGCGCUUUUGUAUGGUGCGAAUAUGCUGGCUAGUGCAUUUGGCGGGUUGAUCGCGGCAGGCAUUGUCGCACGAAUGGAAGGAAAGAUGGGCAGACCAGCCUGGGAAUGGCUAUUCAUUAUUGAAGGGUCAAUGACUAUCUUGAUUGCGCUACUUGUGAUCCCAUUUAUCCCAGACUACCCUCUGUCUACGAAACGUUGGUGGAUUACACAUGAACAUCAAGUUCUUGCAGACUGGCGCUUGCGUAACGAGAAUGCGGGACUUAUUGAUGACGACCCCGACUCGAUUCUGUGGGGUGUCAGACAAGCACUCAUUGAUCCAAAGCUAUACAUGUUCAUUGUACUGCAAAUGGCUCUGAUCACGGCCCAAUCCUUCAACAACUUCUUCCCCUCGAUCGUUGGUACCCUAGGGUAUAAUGAUACGAUUACCCUAUUGCUUACGGCACCACCUUAUGCAUUUGCGUUCGUAUGCUCCCUGGCAGUCUCAUUUCAUGCCGCCAAAAAGCAAGAAAGAGGUUUACAUAUUGCCGUUCCACUGCUCUUUGCACUGAUAGGGAACAUACUGGCAAUGUUCGUACCAAGUACGGGUGGCAGAUACGUCACCAAGCGCGCCAGUGCCCUCGCUAUUGUCAACCUCAUGGGCGCCGGCGUUGCUCACUUCUAUACUUCAUACAUGUUUCCAGAUUCCCAGAAGCCUAGAUAUUAUGCUGGCGGCGGAGUGAUGAGCGGUGCUUGUUUAGUGUGCGCUGUGACGGCGCUGGGUAUCAAAUGGCACCUGAAGCGACAGAAUGCGGAGAUUGAAAGAGCUGAAUUGGAGGAGGGCGCGUUGCUUGACUAUGGAGCCAUCCUUAGCGUAGCCGUCGGGACCCUCAGGAGGCUCGAGGCUCAAAUCUUCUUCUUUAGCCUGUUCACCUCAUUUCCGGACUCUUUCCCUUCUUUCCCCCUCGACUCUGUUUUCAAAUUGUCCCAUUCUAGUGUCAAGGCUCUUUUGGUGGCUUUGAAUGUUAUAUCAUUCAUUCCACAGGUCCGUCGGAUGUAUCGGACCAAGAGCGCAGAAAACAUCUCUUUCAUCCUAGUAUCCUUCAACGUCUUCAGUGCAACGGAGCAGGCGAGUGUCUGCAAAUUCAUUUUCAUGAAGUUGGGGCAAGACGGACAUGCCCAGAAUUCAGCAGAAUGGAUGAACUUGUUUCAAGUGACGGCAGUCUGGAUGGUCUUAUCCUCAAUCCUUUGGCUUGUAACUUUGUACUACGAUGAUGGACCAUCCAAGAGCAAAAUACUGAAUGCCUUCGUCUUUCUACUGUGCCAAGUUCAAGGAAACCCUCUCCUGGAUGCUCUCCCUCAUCGUGGUACGGGCGACAUAUUGACAUCCCUUCCCCACAUCGUGUUAUUCCUCAACCCGACAGUCACCGGGUUGGCUUACCAUGCGUUCCUUCACGAACGCAUCCUGCCUGCUAAUGCGGACUCUUCAUCAAUUUUGAGUCUCGUGGGCCUUGCUGGGCAGUCUGUGAUGCAUCUCAUUCUGGCUCUCAAAUGGAUCACGGAGGCUCCCAUCCCGUGGGCUAGAGUCUUGUCUGGCUCUGUUCCUUUGCCUAGCUUGUGGUUCUUUUACAACUUCUUUGGCUGGGGCUUCGUGGAUAACCUUGUCCUUGCACUGAUAUUUGCGAACCUAUUUCGGAUUGCACGGAAGGAAAGAAAUAACACGCCUACUAUUGAUGAUCGGGAGAAGGGCCGAGGCGAACCUUUGCUUGGCCCAGCGUGA
Molecule: messenger RNA, 2304 nt
Organism: Penicillium cataractarum
Lineage: Eukaryota; Fungi; Ascomycota; Eurotiomycetes; Eurotiales; Aspergillaceae
Exons: 11
Coding region: 1-2304 (767 amino acids)
Biological process (GO): transmembrane transport
Cellular component (GO): membrane
Molecular function (GO): transmembrane transporter activity
Source: RefSeq, a predicted model, not a curated record